CUGGUGUGCGCCGUGUGCCGCUGCUUCCUGGCCGAGCAGUGGGCCGCCUUCGAGCGCGCGCGCACGCCCGUGGACAAGCGCGUGUACUGGCUCAAGAGGCCGCACCAGUGCGACGCGAGCGCGGGCGGCCGGCGCGGGGCCCGCGAGUGGAACACCGAGGACGCGCGCGACUCCGAGCUGUCGGAGCUGUCGGACGCCGACGCGCUUCCCGAGCCGGAGCCUGAGCCCGAGCCCGAGCCCGAGCCCGAGCCAGAGCCCGAGUCCGAGGAUGCGCAGGACUCCAGCAAGUCCGGAGCCCGGCGCCAGCGCACGGGGACAGGGGCGCACUGGGCUCCGGAACCGCGAGCCAGCGUGCUGAGGGGCAUCCAAGAACCCUGGCCCGGCCCCGCUGUGCCCGACGGCACGGACGGCGCCGCCUCCAGCCGGCCCGCGGCGCCCCCAGAGCGCAGCAGCACCCCCGAGGGCAGCGACGUCGCUGGGAGCCUCGGGGACGAAGGUCUGGAGCGGCCUCCUCGGACGCCCGCGGACAGCCACCAGGCCCGCUGCUGCUACGUCUGUGGCUCGGCGCUGUCACCGGCCUCGCAGCAGCAGAUCCACGUGCAGAAGCAGGAGACUCCUGCCGAGGCUCCCUUCUUCCCCUUCCUGUGGCUGCACAGCCCCCCGCCGGGCGCCCAGCCCAUCACCGAGGCAGGCAGCACCCUCGUCUGUCCCUGCUGCUUCUCGUCCCUCACGCACCAGUGGCAGAGCUUCGAGCUGGCCAACGUGCCGGUCCUGCAGCGGCUCUACGUGGUGCCCCUGAACAGCCACGCCCCCGGCAUGGCCUCCAAGGCCCGGAGACUCCCGAGAGAAGAGGGUCCAGCCCCCGCCGCGGGGCUGCUGAGGGAAGCCUGCUACCUCUGCGGGGAGGACUGUACGCGGGAUGCCCGGGCUGUGCCCUCCCGCCUCGUUAACGGCAACUCCGGGGCCUCCAUGCACUUCCCCUUCCUUAGUCUCCUGCCCUGCCCACCCAACGCUCGGCCCCCCAACAAGCGCUGCGAAGUCCGCAGCUGCCCCAAGUGCUUCAGCGUCCUGGAGGACAUCUGGGCCCUGUAUCGGGCAUCACACAACCGCGAGCUCAUCAGCUCCGUGCAAGGCUUCCUGGGCAGGUACCACCAAGCCUUCUCUGCCUCGGACCCUACCCUGAGCGAACUGCCCACUUCUGCGCAGGGAGGCCCGCCAGCUGUCUGCUACAUCUGCGGGGCUGAGCUGGGGCCAGGGAAGGAGUUCCAGCUCAGCAUGAACCCCUCCAGCCACCUCGGCGGUGAGAAGGAACCCUUCUUCCCUUUCCUCACUGUCUAUCCGCCCGCCCCGCGGGCCAGGCCUGCAGACUCCACGGGCCUGGUGGCAACCUGUGUACUCUGCUAUCAUGACCUGCUGGGUCAGUGGCUGCAGCACGAAGCCAGAGCCGCUCACCAGCCUGUCAGCGCCUGGUCGAGGCAGUACCAAGUGGACACAUUCGUGUGCUUCUUCUGUCAGCAAGAGAAGAAACGGUGUCUGGGGCUGAAGUCUGUGAGAGUGGCCAGGCUACCCUUGUUCCUGUAUACCCUGAGAGCCAGCCACAGCCUGUUGGUGGACGACGGCCGGCAGCUCAUCAUUGGUGCCUGCGUGGAAUGCGGGACCCUGGUUUGUGCAGGCCAGGGGCUUGCCAGUCAGGGACCCAUGAGCUGGAGCUCCCCGGCAGCAGGAGUAACCAAGGUUACAUCAGCUCCUCUGGAGGCACCUGCAAUUGUCCACGCUCCUGCACCAGAGCCUGAGCUACAACUGGUGCCCCCCACAGACAGUCUAUCCAGGGGCGCCAGGACUACCCAGGACCCGCUGCCAGUGUCGAGCCAGCAGAGCAGCCGGGACAGCUGGGAUGGGGACGGCAUAGACCUCACAGUCACAGGCAUGAGCCAUGAGCCCAAGUCCCCUUCCAUAGGGAUGCUUUCCACGGCGACCAGGACCACUGCCACCGUCAACCCCCUCACCCCCUCGCCACUCAAUGGCGCCCUGGUGCCCACCGGUAGCCCGGCCACCAGCAGUGCGCUGUCGGCCCAGGCCGCUCCAUCCUCCAGCUUUGCCGCCGCACUGCGCAAGCUCGCCAAACAGGCAGAGGAGCCCAGAGGGUCCUCACUGAGUAACGAGUCGUCCCCUGUGUCCUCUCCAGCCACCAACCAUAGUUCUCCAGCUAGUACGCCCAAGCGAGUGCCCAUGGGCCCCAUCAUCGUCCCCCCUGGGGGUCACAGUGUCCCCAGCACUCCCCCGGUGGUCACUAUCGCCCCCACCAAAACCGUCAAUGGAGUCUGGAGAAGCGAGAGCCGCCAGGACUCUGGCUCCCGAGGUGGCAGCAGUGGUCGGGAGCGGCUGCUGGUAGAGCCGCCUCUAGCCCAGGAGAAGGCAGCGGGCCCCGCCAUCCCCUCCCACCUGCUCAGCACCCCCUACCCCUUUGGCCUCUCCCCCGGCUCGGUGGUACAGGACUCCCGCUUCCAGCCACUCAACCUCCAGCGGCCUGUGCACCAUGUGGUCCCCCCCAGCACGGUGACUGAGGACUACCUGAGGAGCUUCCGGCCCUACCACACCGCUGAGGACCUGCGCAUGUCCUCCUUGCCUCCCCUUGGCCUGGACCCAGCCACCGCUGCAGCCUACUACCAUCCCAGCUACCUGGCCCCACACCCGUUCCCCCACCCGGCCUUCAGGAUGGAUGACUCCUACUGCCUGUCAGCCUUAAGGUCUCCAUUCUACCCCAUCCCCACCCCCGGUUCCCUGCCUCCGCUGCACCCGUCGGCCAUGCACCUACAUCUCUCGGGUGUGCGCUACCCUCCCGAGCUCUCCCACUCGUCCCUGGCGGCCCUGCACUCAGAGCGGAUGUCCAGCCUCAGUGCGGAGCGGUUGCAGAUGGACGAGGAGCUGCGGCGGGAGAGGGAGCGGGAACGCGAGCGGGAACGCGAGCGGGAGGCCGACCGUGAGCGGGAGAAGGAGCGGGAACGGGAGCAGCGGGAGAAGGAGCGGGAGAAGGAGCUGGAGCGCGAGCGGGAGCGCGAGCGAGAGCGGGAGAAGGAGCGGGAGCUGGAGCGCCAGCGCGAGCAGCGGGCCAGGGAGAAGGAGCUGCUGUCCACCAAGGCCCUGGAGCCCGCCUUCCUGCCCGUGGCCGAGCUGCAUGCGCUCCGGGGCCACACCGCCGAGGAGCGGCCCAAGCCCUCCGAGCAGCUCACUCCGACCCGAGCAGAGAAGCUGAAGGACUUGGGCCUGCAGGCGCCCAAGCCUGUGCAGCACCCUCUGCACCCAGUGCCUGCCCCACACCACACAGUGCCCAGCCUCAUCUCCAGUCAUGGCAUCUUCUCGCUGCCGGGAAGCAGCGCUGCCACGGCCCUGCUGAUCCAGCGCACCAAUGAGGAGGAGAAGUGGCUGGCGAGGCAGCGGCGCCUGCGGCAGGAGAAGGAAGACCGCCAGUCCCAGGUGUCCGAGUUCCGGCAGCAGGUCCUAGAGCAGCAUCUAGACCUGAGCCGGGCCCCGGUGCCCACAGAGGCGGAACACAGGCCCGAGAGCGCCAGGCCAGGGCCAAACCGGCAUGACCAGGGCAGCCGUGACCCCCCACAGCACUUUGGUGGCCCACCGCCCCUCAUCUCACCCAAGCCCCAGCACCACACCGUCCCCACUGCUCUCUGGAACCCAGUGUCUCUGAUGGACAAUGCCCUGGAGUCGCGGCGGGCCGAGAGCCACCCUCUGCACAGCCACCCGCCUGCGUUUGAGCCCAGCCGCCAGGCCGCCGUGCCACUGGUGAAAGUGGAGCGAGUUUACUGCUCGGAGAAGGCAGAGGAGCCCCGGAAGCGGGAGGCCACACCGCUAGACAAGUACCAGCCGCCACCGCUGCCACCGCCGCCGCCACGGGAGGCGGGGAGUCUGGAGCCGCAGACCUUUGCCCAUGGACCUGGGCCUUUCCUCACUGAACUUGAGAAGUCAACACAGACCAUCUUGGGCCCGCAGCGGCCCUCUGUUUCCCAGGCCACGCCCUUCGGGGAGCUCAGUGGGCCUCUGAAGCCAGGCUCGCCUUUCUGCCAGCCCGCGGCGAGGGGCCCUGACCCAGCGUACAUCUAUGACGAGUUUCUUCAGCAGCGACGGCGGCUGGUCAGCAAACUGGACCUGGAGGAGCGACGGCGGCGCGAGGCUCAGGAGAAAGGGUACUACUACGACCUCGACGACUCCUAUGACGAGAGCGAUGAGGAGGAGGUCAGGGCACACCUCCGCUGCGUGGCUCAGCAGCCGCCCCUCAAACUGGACACGUCGUCUGAGAAGCUAGAGUUCUUGCAACUUUUUGGCUUGACCACCCAGCAGCAGAAGGAGGAGCUGGUGGCACAGAAGCGCCGGAAGCGGAGGCGGAUGCUGAGGGAGAGAAGCCCGUCACCACCUGCUGUGCAGUGCAAGCGACAGACGCCUUCCCCCAGGCUGGCUCUGUCCACGCGCUACAGCCCCGACGACAUGAACAACAGCCCUAACUUUGAGGAGAAGAGGAAGUUCCUGACCUUCUUCAACCUGACGCACAUCAGUGCAGAAAAGAGGAAAGACAGAGAGAGGCUUGUUGAAAUGCUUCGUGCCAUGAGACAGAGAGCUCUGUCCGCAGCGGUAGCCGACUCAGUGACAAACUCAUCGAGGGACAGUCCUACCGUCUCCCUGAGUGAACCAGCCACGCAGCCGGCUCCUCUAGAGACAACAGAUCAGCCGGCCGGAGUCCCUGCCUCUUUGUCAGAAGUCCCAAAGGCCGCGGAGACCGGGAGACUGGACCAGCUCCGGCCCCAGGAGCUCUUGCGAGUCCAGGAGCCAGCUCCUCCCAGCGGUGAGAAGGCCAGGCUGAGCGAGGCCCCUGGGGGCAAGAAGAGCCUGAGUAUGCUUCAUUACCUCCGGGGCGCUGCGCCCAAGGACAUCCCUGUACCGUUGUCCCACAGCGUCAACGGGAAGAGCAAGCCUUGGGAGCCCUUCAUGGCUGAAGAGUUUGCACAUCAGUUCCACGAGUCCGUACUGCAGUCCACACAGAAGGCUCUGCAGAAGCAUAAAGGGAGCUCGGCUCUGCUCUCUGCAGAGCAGAACCACAAAGUCGACGCGUCAGUCCACUACAACAUUCCUGAGCUGCAGUCCUCCAGCAGGCUUCCCUUGCCCCAGCACAAUGGACAGCAGGAGCCCCUGAUGGGGAGGAAGGGCCUGCCUCUGCAGGAGGUGGACCAGGACUCUGAGGAGGACACCGAGGAGGACAGCGAGGAGGAAGCUGAGGAAGUCCCCAGGCGCCCGUGGCAAGGGAUUGAGGCGAUCUUUGAAGCUUACCAGGAACACAUAGAAGAGCAAAACCUGGAGCGGCAGGUGCUACAGACACAGUGCCGGCGGCUGGAGGCGCAGAACUACAGCCUCAGCCUGACUGCAGAGCAACUUUCCCACAGCAUGGCGGAGCUUCGGAGUCAGAAACAGAAGAUGGUCUCAGAGCGGGAGCGGCUCCAGGCGGAGCUGGACCACUUGCGGAAGUGCCUUGCCCUGCCCGCCAUGCACUGGCCUCGGGGCUACUUUAAGGGAUACCCGAGGUGACGGUUUCCCUUGCACUAGGCUGAACCUAUAGUAUAGAAAUAUUAUCUAUUUUAUUACCUUGAAUAUUUAAUAUUUUUCACUGGGAGGUUUGAAGCUUACGAAUUGAGAACGUGCCAUGCAUGAAGCAAAGGGUUCCAGGCUCCAGAGAGGAUGUCACCUCGACUCCAAUGUCAGCGAGACACCUGUCUCUCUCUCUCUGAGGUCGGUGUCACUUCCUCUUUCCCCCACGCCAUCCUUCUCCGACACUGACGCCCGCCAGGCACGUGCACGCGGCUGAGGGAGAGCCAGCUGGUUGUUUCUGGUGUUGCUGGGUCUGUACAAGCAGAGAGCUCACCAUCAGUCCCGUCGCCUUCCCGCACACGGCGCCGUCACAGCCACUGGUCCCGGGAGCACACAAGCUAGCCAAGGCUUCUCCCUGGAACAGCUCUUAGGAAAAGAGGCAAACACACCCACAAGUCCCUUGUUUUCCUCGGGGAAGAUGCGUGGAGCUGUCUACAGAGAGCAUACCCACUGGACUGCUACCGCCGUGUGUGGUGUUUUCAUACAAAUGUACGUUUUGAGAGAGAAGUCAAAGGUGCUUCAGCCUUGUACUGUGUAUAUAUUAAAAAAAAACAAAAGUUUUGUAUGUUUUUAUUACUUUAAUUAUUGUUAUAAAAAGCCUGCCAUUUUUAAUAUGUGGUUUGGGGAAUUUUGUUUGUUUUUCCUGUUAUGGGGUUUCCUUUGUUUUUUGUUUUUGUUUUUCUGGAUUUAAAAAAAAAAAAAAAGAAAACCUUGCUUUUAGUGUUUGUACUGCUGCUGGUCAGAAUGCUAACACGCUGAAGUCGUAGGAAACAGCCCACCUGUGCAGCAUCCAACACAGCAGGGCUGAGGGGGUGCCCAGGCCUGCCUGCUGUCCAGGGCGUGGUGACCCACGUGCAGCAGGGACUUGGCAGAGCUGUGGGGAGCCGAGCUCCUAAGAAGGGGACAGCUCUGGCAGAAAGCUGAGCACUGAGGGAUCUCCUUCCCGGUUUCAAUGCCUCAGUCAGGGCUGACUAACUUGAAAGAGAACCUUUUCCUGCCAGAGCCUGUGACUGUUCUCCAUCAGGGAGAGGAGGUGAGCCUGCCCUUGGCCACCAGGCUCGGUGGCUACAGAGCAGCUGGCUAACAUCUGUCCCCUACCCCCACCCCUUGCUCUGCCUGCCAAGAGUCUUAUCAGUGAACCUAGACAAGGAAGUGCCACCAGGACUGUCAGCAGUCAGCAAAGCACCUCCUCUGCCCCAGCCAGUCAGACAUGGUCCAAGGGAGAGCAGAGGCCGCACACCCUGGGCCAAAGUGCUUCCCAAUUAAAUGCUACUUGUGUUUAGUGCUCCUUCUCCCAGGCUAAGUCCUCCCCAAUGACUAGAAGCUUCUGCUGAUCUGCUUGUUAAUCACUUCUGGGAAAGGUAGGACCCAUAACUUCAGGCACGCGCAGUCUCUUCCACGGUCCCACAGGCAAUCCCCUUUCCGAGUAUGUGAUCCCGAACAAGUGAUGCCCUCCCAGGUCAGCCUGGGGCACACGCCGAGCCACUGACUGACUAGCAGUGCCUAUGGCCUUUCCCAGCGCCCUUGCCUGCGCCUGCGGAGCCUCUAGGGCCACCUCUAGCAUCUGGACCCCAAAUAUCCCCAUGCUCAUAAGUAAAGUGACAAUCAGAACCAGGUACAAGCCAGUCAAGCGGCAGGUGACUGCCACCUCAGCCCACUCACGGCGUUUUUCCCAUCCCACAGUCUUAGAGCCGGAGGAAGCUAAAAAGACCAUAGCAGCCCCCUCCCAGGCACCACACCGUCCCUGGAGACCCCUCCAGUCUUUCCCUGCUAUAGCCCUGCUCUAGGCUGGACCGACCGUGAAAUCAGCAUGUACGUGAAAAUCCCAGGCCUUGGCCAUGUCUCCCACUCCACCUGCACCGAGCUUGUGACGGGUGUCUGAUCAGAUCUUUUAAAACCAUUUGUCUCACAUAAUUGAGACCUGCCACCAUUGCAGAUGAGUGACCGUGAGGGCUGUCAACGCUUUGGUGCACCUUAAAAACACCCACCUGCACCAUCCAACCAGACUGUAUCUCUAGGGCAUCCAGAACAAGCCCGCCCUGACAGUGGGGGUGGGGGGCACAGCCAGGCUCACUGCACUGAGUCUCAGCCAGCUAAGCUGAAUUGCAAACUAGAUGCCGCUCGCCCGCCCCUGCCCUCAGCUGUCCAGGCCCCAGCAUGGAGAUGGCCUGCACAGCAGGCCCUGCACCUCUGAGGUGUGCAUUAGCUACUUAGAGCGGCAGUCUGUGCUCCUUCACGUAUGCGAGCCUUGACUUUACUACUUGCUGUUGCCUGUCCCCACCGUCUAAUCCAGUGCUUAACUUUAACCCUAGAGGCUGCCUUGACCUGAGGAGGCAUCUCACCAGUCUCUACUUGUGCGCACCCUACACCUCACUGCUGGGGCCUCUGGACCCAGGCAGGAGGGAGGGACAGGUGCCUCAGUCGGUCGCUCUGGGGGCAGUUUAGAUGCUGUGAAAUUAAACCCGUUCUAAGUGUACUUGUUUGAAUUAACUGUAUUGUAAUAUUAUUUGUUGAAUGUAGUAAUUAGGUAUUUAUGAAUAUAUUGCUGUAAUUUCUGACAUCCCAAAAAUAAAAUCUUCCUAAAUCA
This is a messenger RNA of Apodemus sylvaticus (European woodmouse), 8233 nucleotides long. RefSeq names its product Gse1 coiled-coil protein (gene Gse1). The record is from RefSeq and is a predicted model, not a curated record. The coding region runs from base 817 to 5586 and encodes 1589 amino acids. NCBI's taxonomy places the organism in Eukaryota, Metazoa, Chordata, Mammalia, Rodentia, Muridae. The transcript is spliced from 17 exons.